Molecule: messenger RNA, 330 nt
Organism: Suricata suricatta (meerkat)
Lineage: Eukaryota; Metazoa; Chordata; Mammalia; Carnivora; Herpestidae
Product: ubiquitin-like
Exons: 1
Coding region: 1-330 (109 amino acids)
Biological process (GO): modification-dependent protein catabolic process; protein ubiquitination; translation
Cellular component (GO): cytoplasm; nucleus; ribosome
Molecular function (GO): ubiquitin protein ligase binding; protein tag activity; structural constituent of ribosome
Source: RefSeq, a predicted model, not a curated record
AUGCAGAUCUUUGUGAAGACCCUGAUGGGCAAAACCAUCACCCUGGAGGUUGAGUCCAGUGAGACCAUUGAGAAUGUCAAAGCCAAAGUCCAAGACAAGGAGGGCAUCCCCCGCCACCAGCAGCGUCUGAUUUUUGCAGGCAAACAGCUGGAAGAUGGUUGUGCUUCAUCAGACUACAAUACCCAGAAAGAGUCCACCCUGCCCUUGGUGCUUCACCUGUGGGGUGGUGUCAUUGAGCCUUCCUUCCACCAACUGACCAAGAAAUACAACUGCGACAAAAUGGUCUGCUGCAUGUAUUGUGCUCACCUGCACCCCAGUGCAGCCAACUGA